CCUACUUUUCACGUGACGUAGGGUAGUUAAGGACACAUUAGCCAAAGAGGAGUCGCAACUUCUGAUCCACUGUAUACCAGCGAGGCACCGUGUGGCGACGACAGGAUAAUUACGAUCUCAGCUGCAAGUAAACAUGUAUCCACACACGCUGACGCAGUUGGACAGGUGGAAUCCUUUCAGCGCUCCUUUUACCGACAUGCAUCAGAAUGAGCAGCCGGCACCUGAAGAGGCGCAUCCAAAGCGUAAACUCCCGUCGGUUGAUGACGCUUGCCUUUCAGAUGGAGAGUGUGGGGCGUUUGUACACUGGUCUGAGGAGGUGCAGUGGUUUGAUGACCAGCACGAGGAAAAGAAGGACGGCACAGUGUCCAAUGGUGUCAAAGCGACAUGGAACAACACCCGAAUCCUCACCCGGGCGAUGGUUGCCAACGGCAACGGCAUACAUAAAGCGCUCGGACGGCAGAAUUUGGCGAAGGAGAUGAUGCCCAAUGGGGUCCACAUUCCAGCAGGCUUCAAACACUGGAUCCCACUGUGGGCAAAGGUAGCUGCGUUCCUGUUCUUUGGCGUGCUGACCGGCUGCCUGCUCUACAUCUUCCAGCCAGACGACUUCGUACCUCCGCCGCUUCAGGAAGAGGAGACAGAAGAGCUUGAGGACACCAUCAUGUUCACGUGGGAGUGGAUUUCCAUCAUGGUGGCGGAAACUGUCGCCGAAUUUGUCUUCAUAACAAAAUCGUUGUUCUCAUUUUUUUAGUCUGGCCAUGAUUAUAUGAUCGUAUAAAGUGUUGAUUGUACAGUGAUCCGAAGUGGUGAAGACCCAGGAAAUGGUCUCACUUUUACAAUUGUGAAUGCACAGGUGAUGGUUUGCUGAAUUGGACUUUUCAGGGUGUAAUGGAGACGUUGUUUCUGAAUGGUGGCAAAGUUUUUUGUAGAACUUUUGCAAGACUUUUUCUGCAGAUUUGAUUUUUCUUUUU
Molecule: messenger RNA, 968 nt
Organism: Alosa sapidissima (American shad)
Lineage: Eukaryota; Metazoa; Chordata; Actinopteri; Clupeiformes; Clupeidae
Exons: 5
Coding region: 134-748 (204 amino acids)
Source: RefSeq, a predicted model, not a curated record